GGAGACCGCUCAGGAAAGAGGAGACUAUGAAAAAGCGCAGCCGCUCCAUUCCACCACAUGGUUCUCAGACUGCUCAGACGAGCUGCGCAGACGGCCAGAUCCGCCUAACAGAGCCGCACCGCUGUCCGGAUCAAGGUGUUUUCGGCGUCGCAGGGCGGGUUUUCAGUCGCACCGGCAGUUGAAAGUUAAUGAAACUGCCAUCGGGGAUCGAGUCUCUUUCUUCUUCUCUUCUUUUUUCACGCGAUAGGCGCGCUGGGAACUGAACCGCCAGCCCGCUACCUGACUCGAGACAACUGAACAGAGAGACGGCAGACUUGGAGGGAACUUUUCGAGCCCGCGUCCACACGGCGACCCAACUCAUCGGCUCAGACGAGGAAGGACUUACGUUGUCGACAGAUGCGCGCCUGAACUUGGUCGCAAAUUCAAAGCUGUGACGCAAAGAACCGCAGACUGUUUUUUGAGGCGGCGGCGUGGGGGGGGGGGAAGUAAGCGAGACGAGGGGGGAAACGAUGGUGCAGCACAUGAGCCACACGGACGGCGCGCACGCUCAUUCACCUGGCGGGGACUCAACAGACACCGGCGAGAUGGACCUGGAGAUGGACGCGUCCACGACCCCCGGGUCCCCUUCGGCCGGGGAGCGGAGCGACGUAGCGUGGUGUAAAACUCCAACGGGACACAUAAAGAGACCCAUGAACGCCUUUAUGGUCUGGUCCCAGAUCGAGAGGAGGAAGAUCAUGGAGCAGUCGCCGGACAUGCACAACGCCGAGAUCUCCAAGCGGCUGGGCAAGCGCUGGAAACUGCUCAAAGACACGGACAAGAUCCCCUUCAUCCGCGAGGCGGAGCGGCUCAGACUCAAACACAUGGCCGACUACCCCGACUACAAGUACCGGCCCAGGAAGAAGGCCAAGUCGGUAAGCGGAGCGGCCAAGUCGGACCGCGGGGAGAAGAGCGGCGAGCGCAGCUCCAAGACCGCCAUGAAAAGGAGCCCCGUGUCGAAAGGGGUGAGCAGGUCCAACAAGCAAGGGGGCAUCAAGUCCAGCCCUCAAGGCCAGGACUACACAUCUCCCCCCGAUCACCAUACGCUCUUCAAAUCCAGGUCGGUGUCAGCGGCCAGGCAGAUACCGGAGAAGCAGACGAGGCGUGGCCACAUGUUUGGCGGGGCCGGCAGCCUGGAGAGCGGGCCUCCCUCCGUGGGAGUCCCAGCGAGUCCCACCCUCAGCUCCUCGGCGGAGUCCAGUGACCCGCUGAGCCUCUAUGAGGAGCAGAGCCCUGCGGCCGGGGAUUCGUCAUCGGCCGCCGCGCGCCUCCGGUACGCGCGCGCCUCCUCCCCGACUCCGUCGGCCUCCCACUCAUCCUCCGUCUCCUCGUCGGACGAGGAGCUCGAAGACGAGCGGCUCGACCUGAACCCGAGCCCCGGGUUCGAGAGCAUGUCCCUGGGUAGCAUGGGCUUCUCCGACGCGGAGCUGGACCGGGACUUGGACUGGAGCUUCGGGGAGUGCGGGGCGGGAUCUCACUUUGACUUCCCCGACUACUGCACCCCCGAGGUCAGCGAGAUGAUCUCAGGAGACUGGCUGGAGUCCACCAUCUCCAACCUGGUAUUUACAUACUGAGGGGGGGACGGCGAUGGAGAAAGGAGCCACGUCCCACGUUUGACAAUAAUAACACCCCCGGCAGGCGAAGUACGUGCGAGACCAGAGUCUUUCCGCCAUUCUUUCACUUGAACAAGGGAGAGUGAGACGAGGAAGAAGAAAAAAGGUGGCCAUCCGUGCACGUUGAGCCCGGCGGUGCGCAGUUUAACUGCUGACAGACUUGGACCUGCACUUGGCGCGUCUGCGGAGCGCGGCGCGCAGGGCGCACAGAUGGGGAAAUGCUUAGCUUGCAUUUGGACACGGAGAACCAGUGAAUGUAGGCAGACACGCCUGUGCGAGCAGCGAAACCACGCGGACUUUAAGUGAAAUACUCGUCCCGACCCGUAGAGGAUUUGUCUGUACUCUCGCGGAGGACUGAACCUGAACAUUUUAAUAUUUAUGUUGUUUGGUAGACAAAAAGGGGGCAAUCGGAGAGCUCGCCAGUUUCGGGGGGGGGGGUAUACCUUUUGUCUUGAGAUAUAGCCAAUUCACGUUGACCAUCAAGUUGGUAUUCAGGUGUAGUUUUUUUUUUUCAAACUCGAGAUAAUUUCGAUAUCAACACGCAUGCGCUCCCGUAAGGAGGUUUCUCUUUUUUUUUUUGGUUGUUGUAAUAUGCGUAAAGUGUUCAUUGCUGCGUAAUUACGCAAUGUGUGUGACCAUAGAACACAGUUUCACUAUCACCAGCUUCUCUUUCAACGGCAGGACUAAUAAAAAAAAAAAAGAGACUGAUCCAGAACCUUCAGAAUCCACUUCUGAACCCUUUUUACACUCAGUGCACAAUUCAGGACCAAGGCUCCCGACGCGCAUUCUCUCUGCCUAGUGCUUCUACUUUGUAGUUCCUCUGUGUCAGAUGACGGUUUUUGGUUUUUUUUAUAUCGAUGUAUUUAUACCGGCCAAACUUUUUUUAUACUUCGAAGGUAUUGUUCUUGUACAGGUCUCGUUUGUGUGCGUGCGUGCGUGCGUGUGUGCGUGCGUGUGUGUGUGUGUGUGUGCACAUAACACCUAUCUGUAUCCAGCGCGGAAGGGCUCGAAGUGUAUCUUAUUUAAAUGUCGACUUCUCUCACUUUUUAAAGGAGACGUGAGUGUGUCAUGAUUUUCUACUCGUAUUUUUGUACAAAAUCUAUA
This is a messenger RNA of Lampris incognitus (smalleye Pacific opah), 2753 nucleotides long. It is a transcript of the gene sox4a, whose product is annotated as SRY-box transcription factor 4a. Lineage: Eukaryota; Metazoa; Chordata; Actinopteri; Lampriformes; Lampridae. The coding region runs from base 510 to 1610 and encodes 366 amino acids. Gene Ontology annotation, molecular function: DNA-binding transcription activator activity, RNA polymerase II-specific; RNA polymerase II cis-regulatory region sequence-specific DNA binding. The transcript has a single exon. Gene Ontology annotation, biological process: anatomical structure morphogenesis; cell differentiation; positive regulation of transcription by RNA polymerase II. The record is from RefSeq and is a predicted model, not a curated record.